AUGGCCAUUGUCACCACUAUCCUCAUCAUCACCCAGACAGAGAUGAUGGAGGCCUUCUUCUGUGCCACACACUUUUCUAAGUGCUUCAAAGACUUGACCCCCAUGACCUUCACAGAUAGCCUCUCAUUUAACACCACAGCUGCCCAACAGACCUGUCAGAGAUACUCAGAAACAGCCAUCUCUGUUGACAUCACUGCAUUCUGAAUAAAUAUUCCAGAAAGACCCUUUUCACCUCUAGCUCUCCUGAUACAGCUUCAUAGAGCCUACGAAGACAUGCAGUUGGCAAAUUAUUCACCCACCACUCAACAAUUUCCUGGUUUGGACAAUGGUAGUAAGAGGGCUUGUGUCACAGGAUGGCUGUGGAGAUUAUAUGAGGAUGUAAGUACCAAGGUCAGUAGCACAGAUCAAUUGGCGCUGAUUGAGGGGCUGCUAUGUCAGUUUCCUAUUCACAGACCGUCUAGCAGCGCACUUUUAAAAGAUGCAGCCGCCAGCACCAGCUCUGGCGGGCCCGGAACGCGGCCGCCGCUCGGCGCGCUCGAAGUCCCGCUGCCCUGUAGCGAAGUUGACCGGCCGUUCUGCAAGCCACCCCCAGCAGCGCGCAACGCGACGCUAACCUGCGAGCGCCGCGCCUGGCGGCUCGAGGAGCUGCCCGAGGCCCCGAGUCAGGGUCUCCAGCAGGGGCGGCGGCCAGCUCUGGGUGGCGGUGACACUGCCCACCUGCGCCGCGCCCAGAGCGCCCCCGUGCGCCGCUACCGACACCGCGACGGCGGUGAGACAGACUCGGAGGCGGGGGUCCAGCUCCGGGUGGUGAAUCAAGGGAAGGGGAGAAAUCCAACCAGGGGAGUAUCCAACUCCAGGGUGUCCACAUGGGAAUGUCUAGCCGGCGGGGAAAGGGGUUCCGGCGGGCCGCCUGCACUCACCUCAGCGCCCCGCGCUGGCUCGGCUGGGCCGGGCUGGGAGCGCACUGCCGCAGCGCCUAGUGGUUGUGGCGGUGGCGACGGGGGCGGCUCCCCGGGGCGGGGCCGGAGGCUGGGAGGCCGGGCGGGCCACGUGGGCCGGAGGGCGGGCCGAGGACCCCCUCGUUCACGCGAUCGGGAAAGCUCAGUGGAAACCCCGGGGGCCGCUCGCGGGGCAUGUGUGGGAGGGGACUAUGGUGACAGCCGCGCGGGUGCUGACAGCGGCUGCCUGAGCGGGCGACGGACGGAGCCUGGUGGUGGAGCCCCACCCCGCCGCUACACUGACCUUGGGCGUGUCAGGUCUUGCCCGAACCUCACCUUCCUGGACUGGGAAAUGGGGCUGAGAAUGAGCAUCAGCUACCAGCUGCGCAGAUCUCUGGGCGGCCAGCAGCUUCUCAGCAAUCGCUGGUUUGUGGCCGGACCCUGGUACUUGGGGAAGGCUGCAGCGUCCAAUAGUGGCUGGAUCAUCCGAGCAGGAAUAAACGUGGAAAUCUAA
Orycteropus afer afer is the source of this 1452-nucleotide messenger RNA. The record is from RefSeq and is a predicted model, not a curated record. Lineage: Eukaryota; Metazoa; Chordata; Mammalia; Tubulidentata; Orycteropodidae.